UAUAAUUUUUGAAUUUAUAGGAGCAACUGUGCAACGUAAUAUCUGAUUCGAUCAUAAAAUCGCGCAUAUAUACCCUUUAUCUACGAUUAAGAAUUUCUUCAAUACCUUUUCCAAAUAUCGUAAAUAUUUCAGUUGAAAUUAGCUUCUACGAUAAAGUUUAGCUUACGCGUCCAAAUCAAAUUUGUUUUACCUAUUGUAUCAGAUAACGUUACUAUGUAACGUUUUAUAAAAUGACCUCGUUACAUAUGAUUAAAAUGUUAGAUACAUAGGAAACUUUGUAUGCGCUCUGCGCAUAUCUGACUGAUACGUGAGGAUAUUUAUUAUUAGUGGUAACCGAUUUAUAUGAAUCAGUUGCUUAAAAAUAUACAGCAAGGUAUAUAACUUUCUAGACGAAUGUUCUCUUUGCACAUGUAAAUACUCACGAGAAAUGUGAUAAGCAUCGGUAGAUAACCUACAUCUACAGAAAGUGAAAUAUCUAGAUCAAUGAUAUAAGGUUGUGAUAUUUAUGUGUUAAAAUAUUCAAGCUACUGUUAGAAUAAAAAAUAUGGAGGCAAUUGUAGAAUAUAACUAUGAAGCACAAGAACCUGAUGAAUUAACUUUAAAGAAAGGAGACGUUAUUACUGAAAUUAAAGUGAUGUUAGGUGGUUGGUGGGAAGGGACUUUAAGAGAUAAGCGGGGCAUGUUUCCUGAUAAUUUUGUCAAGGUAUUGGAACCUUUAUCAAGUGGAACGGUUGGAAGUACAGGAAGUGGAGGAAGCGAAGGAGCUGGUAGUACUAAAUCUGAAGAUGUCUCCUUAAAAAACGGCGGAUCUAAAAGACGAUUUUGUAAAGUGCUUUUUAAUUAUGAACCAUGUAAUAAAGAUGAACUAACUUUAGUACCCCAAGAUUCUAUAGAAUUUUUGGGUGAAGUAGAAGAGGGAUGGUGGAGAGGUAGACUUAAAGGCAGAGUUGGUGUUUUUCCAUCAAAUUUUGUUUCUCCUCCAGUUUAUGAAGAAUCUGAUAAACACAAAGAUCAAGAGAGCAGAAGGUUGUGUAAAGUACUUUUUCCUUAUGAAGCUGCUAAUAUAGAUGAAUUGACAUUAAACGAAGGAGAUAUAAUAACUCUUCUAUCUACAAAUGCUUCUGAUAAGGGAUGGUGGAUAGGAGAAUUAAAUGGCCAAGUAGGCUUAUUUCCUGAUAAUUUUGUUGAAGUAAUAAAUGUUCCAUCCGAUCAUCAAGAUCAUGAACAAAAACUUAAGGCAUCUAUGAAGUCCAUUACAAAACAUUCUCAUCAAAUAAAAAAGAAUGGAAAAGUGCACACUAGAAAAAGUUUGGAUGUAAAAGAUCUACAUGCAGAUGUAACUAAGAAAACCAUAUCAACAGGGGCAUCUUCUACGACAUCAACUUCUCCAGGAAUUGGAGGAAGUGGUGGAGAAAGGAAAAAUAUAAGUGGACAUUCAAUUACCUCGAAUUUAAAACGUCUUGUAGCUGAUGUUGGAACUAAUAAUGGUAAUGGAAAUACAAAUAUAGCUCUGGGUGAAGAAUUAGAUGGCGUAGAACGAGGAGAAGGUGCACCGCUUUCGCAUUUAACAGCUUCUCGAGCUAAAGCACCCCAUCGACGUCCACCUUCUUCACAACGUUUAAGACGCCACGUUACUGGACCACCAAUUACCACAACCACUACGACACCUGAAGAUAACUUAGCAAACGGUAAUGCAGACAUUAUAUUAGAACAAUUACGGGAAGAAGAACCUGAAGGAUUGGCUGCAAAAGCAAGAAGAAAAGCACCUUGGGUAGAGGAAUUGAAAUUGAAUCAAUUGGAAAGGAGAAAGAUUGUGUCGGUGGAUCGUAUUGAUAAAUCCGAAGAAAAAAAAGAACGCCCCAGUUCACGAGUAUUAACAACGACAAAUGUUGCUGAUUGUAUUAAUAAAUUAGAAGGGGAAAGUGAAGAAAGUAGACUGAAGGAUAAAAGUCAAAGCCAGAAAUGUGACACAUCUUUGCAUAUUGAACAAAUUUCAUCUACUCCUGGAACUCCUCCUGCUUAUGUCCCAUUUGCACUUUACAAUCAACUACUAGAAAGGGUUGUUGCUUUAGAAGAAAAGCAAGCAAUGUUACAACAAACAAUGGGACAAAUUUUGGAACAAUUUGUACCUCCUGUCUCUUCAAUCAACAGCCCUGAUUAAUCAACACAAAUUCUACAGUAUGUCUUUUCAUGUAAAAUGCUGCUAAAAUCUCAAUUUCAUUUUCCAUUAUAAAUAUCGUCGAACAGUAGUGUAUACUUACUGUAUAAUUUUUAGAAUUAUUCAUUCUAGUAGCGGCAUUUUUAAUUUGUUUCGCUAAUGUGGUAACAGUAUUUAUUUAAUUUGACUAAGUAAAUAUUCCAUAUAUCAUUCCUUCCUUGAAGAAGCAUUUUUUCAAUUUACGUCAGUUUAUCUUAUUUCACUAUAAGUAUUUUAUUUGUUACUUUCAUAUUACUUUUAAUGACAUCUCAAAGUUUCUAAAACAUAUGUAAUAUAAACUUUCCAAAUCUUUCUAUAUCUAUUAAAGGAUUAUUAGCUUCAUUACUUAAUUAAAGUAAAAAUACAGCAUAUUUAGUAAUGGAUACCUGAUAUAGAGGAUGAAUCAAUAAGAAUUACCACCUGAAAUAACUUAUCUAUUGACUUUAUUAAAAAAAAUGGUUUAAACGAAAUUUUUGUAUUCGAGAAAAUUUCGGCCAGAUGAAUAUAUUUCGAUUUCUGAUUUUCGAUUUUAGAAUGUUUUAAAUGACACUGCAUUUUUUAUUAAUAUCCUGUUUUAAUCUGUUUGAGAAUUUGAAUAAUUGACCAUCGAUACGUUUCAUAAAUUUUCAUUUAAUUUGAGAAACUCAAGGUCACUUUAAUAUUUCAAAAAAUCAAAAUACAUUCAUCUGGCCAGUCUUCUCAAAUACACCAAAUUUUAUUUCAAACAUUUUUCGAUAAAGUUAAUAGAUAACGAGUCAGGUGGUAAUACUUAUUUAUUCAUCCUGUAUACGUAUAUAGAGAUUUAUUUUAAAACAUUUAAAACAUUUUAAAAUUAAUAUGUAUAUCUUUCUAAUAUAUUUCCUUAAACUGUAUUUCAAAACUAUAGGAAUAUAUUUGUACUUAAAUUACUAAAUCAGUAAAGACUAUGCAUUUUAUAUUUUCGUUGAAAAGCUGCCUCGCAUUUAUAACGUAAUACUAAUUACUUUUAAGUCCAUUAAAUAAUUCAAGUGCCAAUAUAUUUAAUUUUCCCGUGCAUAAUUUUGUAACUCUACCAUAAAAACGUUAAUACUAUUUAGUUUCCAGAAAAAAUGCAUUAACAAAGUAUUAAAUAUACCUAUUUAAAAUGAAAUAAGUUUAAGAUAACUUAAAAUGGUGCUACAUGAUGAAAUACUUGUGAUACUUUAUAUCACGUAUUAUAAUAUGACUAAAUGAGGCAGCAAACUAUGAAUAAUAAUUUUUAUCCUAUAUGAAAUAGAGUGACAAGAUACGUUAAAGCUCACUUAAAAAACAAAUUAUAUUAAUAACUUUGUUCCAUAUAAUCACAAAAAUGUUGAAUAUUUCAAAUCUUUUUAUUUUUUUAAAUGAAGGAAAUUUUAAGUAUAGAAUGAAAUGGUUAAGGAUACGUGUAUGAAAUAAAUACAAGCAAAACAAUAUUUAAUUUUUUACAUCAGUAUUAUCUAAAAAGAAAAAAUAGCAGGUUUAUAAUAUUUCCUCCGAUUAUAAUCACAUUAUUUCAGAUUAUACGUUAGCUAUGUGCAAAUAUGUAAAUACCCAGUAUCGUAAAUGAGUUGAAGAAAACAGUAAAUUCCUAUAGUAAUUUGCAAAUGAACUACUAAAUAUACAAAAAUUCUAGUCUAAAACAAACAGAUUGCAGUGAUUAAAGGAUUCAAGUGCCAGGGCCAAUGAAACUAACACUGUCACUAUAAAUGUCGUUGUUAAUAAGUAUAUCUUUCAAAAAGUAAUGAUUUCACUGUACUUCUUAUCAGAUUUAUAAUAAUUUAUGUCUGUUUCUUUUUCACAAAAUUGUCCUAAAAUUUAAUAGAUAUAAAUUUUUUCUAAAUAUUUUAAUUUAAUGAAAACUUAAUAAACAUUAUGUUUUAAUUACAAUAUCUUUAUAAUCCUUUUAUUUGUAAUAUCUUCAUUAUAUCUAGAACGUUAGUACUUUUAUUGCCUGAAGAUACUAUUUUUGUAGUUUUCUUUUAUAUAGUUUACAGCUGAUCUACAAAUUAUAUCAUUACAUUUUGAAUGAUAUCCAAUGUAAUAUAUAAAUUAGAGUAUUAGUAUUGUACAAAAUUUUUACACAUUUCAGCUGAAUGUAGCUUAUUUAAAUGGGAUGUAAUUAUAAAUAAGUGGGAUGAAAUAGUUAUAAAAUAUAGAAUACUUCUUUUGCAUAUGAGAAGAAAGACACUAGAAGAUGUUAAAUUUUGGCAGCUUUAGAUUUAUACGUACUUUUUUUUGUUUGUUUAUUUUUAUAUGAAAUUUGUUUAUUAUCAUGAACAAUAUUAUUAUUAUUAUUAAUAUUAUUAUUAUUAUUAUUAUUAUUAUUAUUAUAAUUAAUUGUCGUUAAUUGUAUACAGAAUGUAUAUCUGUAUUUGUUUACAGAAUUUAUAUCAAGAACAAUUUCAUCUAGUAGAAGAAUUUGUAUAAUUAUGCCAUGAGUAAAAAGUUUUUUCUGAAAAUGUUUGCAUGUAAAUAAGAAAUUGCAAAAUAUUUACAUGGAUUAUUACAUGAACAUUAUAAUUAUCAGUGUGUUACAAUUCAUUGAAGAAUUUUAGAUUAUGCUUAUAAUGCAAUAGACCCUAUCUGAAAAUUUCUUUCAUGUAGCGUCUAUCUCAUAACUUCAAUACAAAAGCACAAACUUGUUGCAUAAUAGGAUUCAAAACAUUGUUUUCAUGUACGUAUUUCUUAAUAAAUUGAGCUAACGUCUUACAUUGAUCAUAUUUAAAUAAAAUUGUUGUCAUAUGUCUGCAAUAUCUAUUACUGUACAUAAGGAGAUAAUGUAUAUUUUUAUGUAUUAUAUGGAUAUUGUGUUAAAUAUGUUUGAUUUUUCACCCAUUAGUCGAACAAGUGAAGUAAAUGAAUACAAUGCAAAAUAAAUAACAUUGAAUUGGUAGUUUGAUCUGGAAAUUUAAUUUCAACAGUUAUACAAGCUACGAGUAAUUUUCAAACUAGUAUUUUUAUUGUAUAUUCGCUAAUUUUUAUCUUGUUUUAUAUCUCUGUAAAAAUAUUUUUAAAAGGAUAUGGAAGAGUUAUGUUAUUUGUUAUAAUUUUACACAAUCGAUUUGAUCUAAAAACAGCUUAGCAUACUGACCACAUUUCAGAAAUGUCCAGUAAUUGAUAUGACUCCAUACAAAAAAUAUCAUUAAUAAAUCCUUUUAUACUUUUAUAUAUUAUCACAACUGAAAGAUUAAUGUAAGAUUUUUAUGUAAAAAAACGUUUAAAUUUUACAAAAUGACAAGACUUCUAUUCGCAAAUCUAAAUUUCAUACAUCAUUGCAAAUUAACGAUAUGUGACAAUAAUAGUCCUAAGCGAAAGCAAGAAAAAUUUCCAAGUUCGUGCAUAAUAUUAAUAAUAUUUUACUAUUAUCACACAAUAAUUAUUUUCAAGUCCAUGAUAAAAUGAAGAUUUGAAUUAUAGCUAAGUCAAAUAUAUGUUCAAGUUAUGAAAUAAUUACUUAAAUACAAUAACUUUGAUAAAGAAAAACGUUGUCUUCCUUUAGUAACGAAUAUUAUAGACUAUAUAUAGACUAUUUACUACAUUAAUCGUCAAAACAACGAUCUUUCAAAUGGACUAACACCUGUAUGGUAUUAACAUGCAUUUUUUUAUAAAUAAAGCUGUAGAUAGAAACUUGCUUACAUAUAAAAUAUUUUUAAAUAUAUGAUGCAUCACACGCAUUAAAAAUGAGUAUUUCCAUUAUUAACAUACAUAUGUCGAAAUGUUUUAGUCAUUUAUAGAAUGCAAGUUAAUUGUUUCAAAUUAAUUAUGCAUAUAUCAUGUAUCAUGGAAGAUAAAUUUUUUUGGUAUGGCAAAGAAAUCAUGCUCUCCUUCUUACUAUUAUUAUUAUUAUUAUUAUUAUUAUUAUUAUUAUUAUUAUUAUUAUUAUUAUUAUUAUUAUUAUUAUUAUUGUUGUUGUUAUUAUUAUUGUUAUUAUUAAUAUUAUUAAUAUUAAUAUUAUUAUUAUUAUUAUUAUUAUUAUUAUUAUUAUUAUUAUUAUUAUUAUUAUUAUUAUUAUUAUUGUUAUUAUUAUUGUCUACAAUGUUGACUUUCUGUUUGAAGAAUGUAAAUGAUAGCUAGUAAUUUGUGAAGCAAAAGAUUAGAAUGCAUGUUGUAUUUUGUUUCAUUUCUUAAAUUUGGAUUGUGUAAUAAUUUUGAUACGAGUAUGGAAAUGAGUAAGUAAAAAUUAUUUUAUCUUGGCCGCUUAGUGUACAUGCAUAUGAAAUAAUAUAUAUAAAAUUAUAUAUAAAAUUGCAGAUUAAAUAAUAUAUAUUUUCUUCUAUUAUAAAUACAAUACCGAUUAAAUAUUUAUUGACGGAGAAUUUCAACAUACAUAUAUUAAGAUAAUUUACUAUUCGAAUGAAGUGUAGAUAUAUAUUAUUUGAGUAACAUGUUGGAAUCCAAUUUUUUUACUUUAUUAUUAAUGCUUGUAUUAAAGAUUAUUAAGCAAUGAAACUUUGACAUAAUCAAAUUGUUAUUAUUACGAUAUAUAUAUGCACAUGUAUAUAUAUUAUUUCCGAACCCUAUUAUAACCACAAAUAAAGUAUCGAUACAUCUUAAUGGUUGGUUUUAAGUCUUAAGUAAUCAGCUUAGAAAGCAUGUGAUAGAUAAUAAGUAAAUAAUUGAAAGAAGCACAAUUUUUAAAGGUAUAAUCCUAGAAUUGUAUACGUGUAUAUAAUCAACAAAGAGUGAGAAUUAUGUUUUUUCUUUCGUAUCGAUCAUUUUCAGAGCAAUUCAAAUGUAAAUAAUUUGUUAGGAAAUACUUUUUUCUGCUAGUAAUGAGUAUCAUACUUGUAACCACGUAUUAAACUUAUGUAUAUAAUUAG
Molecule: messenger RNA, 7017 nt
Organism: Bombus huntii
Lineage: Eukaryota; Metazoa; Arthropoda; Insecta; Hymenoptera; Apidae
Product: SH3 domain-containing kinase-binding protein 1-like
Exons: 9
Coding region: 545-2161 (538 amino acids)
Molecular function (GO): protein binding
Source: RefSeq, a predicted model, not a curated record